Molecule: messenger RNA, 5949 nt
Organism: Bombyx mori (domestic silkworm)
Lineage: Eukaryota; Metazoa; Arthropoda; Insecta; Lepidoptera; Bombycidae
Product: muscle M-line assembly protein unc-89
Exons: 9
Coding region: 640-2751 (703 amino acids)
Source: RefSeq, a predicted model, not a curated record
GAUUACGAAUAUUUUAGUUGAAAUGAAAAAGCAGGUUUUUAAACAUUUUAAUAGUUAUUAUAAGAUUUAUGUAAGAGACAGUUAACGCUAUUUAGAUAAGGACAAAAAUAUUAUGUUUCCUAAUAUUCAAUAAAUUCAAAUGUUAUCUAGGUCUAGUCUAUUGGUUCAAAAACUUUUGUUGAGAAGAGAUAGCGUUAUAGGUUAAAGUUUGUGUGAGAGAGAAGCAUUUCUCAGAAGAAUUCGUUUGCAGUUCGUUUCGUCACACGUUUUCUUUGUCGGUGAUUGGCGGGUUUCGGAAGAGGGUGGCGCAUGCGCGUUAUGCCGACGCCAUCUCUAAACUACUGUGCCUGUUAUGUACUUGUUCUGGAGUGAAGUGAAUGGAAAUUCAUGGUUAAAAGUGCUAAUAAAUCAUGGAAUUGUUUUGCUGCAAUUUAGAUCUUGCGUAUUUUUAGUGAAUUGAAACUUUAAAGUGCAAGUGUGAGAGUUGAAGUCUUCGGCGGGUAUCAAGGAAGUUCCUGGUUAUAGCAACGCAUUAUUUUUUGUUGCUAAAUCGUUCGCGGGUAGUCGUUGCCGUCUAUUUCAUGGGCUAUUGUCACCAAAACAGCUAGUGCUCGCUUUGUGGACGCAUACGCGUUCAUUAUGAAUUCUGCUUUGAAACCUGUGUUGGCACAACCGGGGGUUCCGCAGCCCGGUGGACAAUCUAGUCCCGCCAAAGGCAACGUAGCCACUGUGAACCACGCUGUAGGACACCCCCAAGGUGCGCAGAAUUCUCUUCAUCUCGGGAACAACUUAGUUGGGCACAAUCUGACCCACCACGCUCCGGCGCCUCCGCUGCUGCCACACGCAGUACCUUCCAUGGCUCCCAUAUCUGCAAACAUGGCUCAGAUGGCUCAGAACAUGAGUCACCAUGGCAACCUGUCCCAUGUCACACAGAAUUCUGUGGCUCCUGCUGUAGCAGCGAGUCCAAGUAAAACUACAAGUUCACCAUUGAGUUUAGUGCAAGAUAAGGCAAAUACAUCCCAGCCACUAGCUCUAACGAGAACUCCUGAAAAGAAAGAUGCUGAUUCAACUGGUCCUGCCAAUGGUACCAUAGAUUCUACAAAAUCUGGCACAAACACUCCGAGUCCAUUGAAACCUCAAAAUCCAGAGAGCAAUAAGGAAAAACAAGAUAUUGCUAAGACAUCACCUAGUACCCCUAAACCACCUGAGAAGACCUGGAGUGGGCCACCUCAAAAAUCUGAAACAUCAAACUCUAAUAAUCAGACAGAAGGCUCUACACAACCUAAAAUGGCAACAGCUAAUGAACCACCUGAGAAGUCACCUUUAAAACCAAUAGAAAUUAAACCAUCACCGGCAGCUGAUGUUGCUCCGAGUCAGAGUGACAGUAAGCCAGAAACAGCAAAAGACAGUCAAUUACAAGAGAAAGCAUCACCAACAGAAAUUGUUUCAGAGGUUAAAGUUGAGAAACCAAAAGACACUAAGGAGGAAACUAAGAUUGAACCUCAGUCUUCUGAAGUAAAGAAUGAAGAUAAAGUUGACAGCUCAAAAAAAGAGGAACAAACCGAACAGAAACCACAAAGUUCGGAUGAGAAAAUUGAAGAAAAAAAACUAGAACCAAAACAGAUUAAAGUUGAUAAUAAACCGAAAUCAACUCUCAAGCUGGCCACAGUAACACCUCCAAUGAGAAAAAGACGACAGACAUCACUGAGCAAGACUAAUGAUGGAUCUACUCCAGCUAAAAAGUCAGUUGAAGAUGCUUCUUCUGAAACUAGAAUGAAGAGAAAUAGGACAAAGGUGCAAUUAUACCAAUCUCCAACUCCUGAAUUGGCCAUGGCGACAAAGUUAUCUGCUUCAGCAGGCCGUUCUACACCAACCAAACCGAAUGAUGACAAACUAAUUGUCUUCUACAAAAAUGAAUAUUUGGCAGUACGUAAUGCAGAAGGUGGAUUUUAUGUAUGUCAGACAAUGCAAAAUGUUUACCGUACUACACGCAAAAUCAAGAUUCGUUGGCUUUCCCAAGAUAAAUCUUCAGAUCCAUCAGGGGAAACAUAUAAACCAGAUUUCUAUGAUAUCACAGACAUGGAGUGCGUGCUGACGACGCUGUCGCUGAGCCGCGCGCCGGGCGGCGGCGGGGCGCAGCUGCUGAAGCCCGCGGAGGCGGCCCGGGCCAGCUCCAUACUCGAACGGGCACUGAAGGCGGAACAUUCUGGUGGAAACAAUAUAGAAUUAACCGAAGAACACCCUGAUGGAUUGGACCUGUCGCUGUACACGGACGAGUCGCAGCUCGACAAGAAGUCGCGCAAGAGGAACAGCUCCAAGUCCUCGCCGCGCUCCAAGCUCGACUUCACCGACGACGACGCGAGAGACGAUGCGACGCCCGUCAAAAAAGCGCGAACGAUGCCAAAGCGCAGUCCAAAAAGCGCACGUAAAAUUAAAAGCUCGGCGUCGCCAACAAAACAAUCUAAACGGAAGUCGGCAGGUAGUAAGGCGGCCGCAAGCAAGGUAGGCAUAGUACAACGGAUAUAUAGACAUACGGCAACACCAGUAACGGACAAAUCGAAAAAGAGUACGCCGACUAAACGAACCGUCGCUAAGCACAAGGACAAGCUCGACACUCCUCCAGCGACCACCACUCGGAAGGGUAGAAGGACUUCUGCGAGAGAAUUGAAACCAUCCCCCAUAGUGCCGACUCCGUCCACGUCGACGGGCAAGACUACUCGCACUCCGCGGAAACCUCCUUCAAAGAAAUAAUAUAAACUUCACUCUACUUGACGAAGGUCAAGUAAAAGGACUAUUGUGCCGAAUAGACGUUGCGUAUAUUACGGAUUUGUACUUUAAGUGUCUUAUAUGAUGUAAGCUGAUGGGCCAUCGGACGCGUCCGGGAUCGAUCGGUAUCGGUUUAGCGACGAUCAUUAGAAUCGAUUAGAAUGAAUUUUCGUGGUAUUUUUUUUCUCUUUAUUUUUUUCUGUUGAAACUUAUCAUUUUUUAUUUGUCAACGAACGCGACGAUUCUUAAAUAGUAAUAAUUAAUAGUUGAGUUUGAAGGCUUUCAUCGUUUAUAGUAGUAUUCUAACAGUUUGGUAUUUUUGAAGAAAAAAACCUAAAAAAACUAGAAUGUUCUUGACCAAGCUUAUUUCAAUAUCAAUGGUACUAUUUUACGUGAAACUAGUUAAUUGACGUAAUUUUUAUUGUUCGAUAAGCCUGGAUUUAUCGAUUCCGUUAAGAUGUGUAUUAAGAAUUGCUUAUUUGAGGAGUAUCAGAAUAAAAUCAAAUAAAUCAUCCUUAAUGAGUCAAUGCUGAUAAAACUCAUUUAACUCUGUUAAUUUUAUUUAAAUAAAGCCACGAUGACAAAUUUCCAAAUGUUACUUUGUGAAUAUAGAAAUUUUUGAUUUUGUAUUUAUGCAAAACACCAAACAUGACCAGACAUGAUAAAUAAUAUAGUAUAUCUAAUAUAGAAAAUUCUCGUGUCACAAUGUUCGUUCCCAUACUCCUCCGAAACCGUUUGACCGAUUCUCAUGAAAUUUUUUAUGCAUAUUCAGUAAACCUGAGAAUCGGCUACUAUCUAUUUUUCAUACCCUUAAGUGAUAAGGGUUGUCCACCCCUAAGAUUUAUUUUUUAUUUUUUGGACAAUUUUUUUUUGUUAUAAUGAGACAUUAUGUGGUUGAAUGAGGUAUUGUUAUUUUUAUAUUCCUUCAUCGUUCACAGCGCUACGUGCCUCUUUCACUCAUCUACCACAUCCUUACACGCUUACAAUAAGUUAGUUUUAUUUUUCUACACUAGAAAUUCCCUAGAAAUCUUAUAUAUGGCAAAACAACGUUUGCCGGGUCAGCUAGUGUUUCUAUAAUAUACUUUAAAAAGAACCACCACAAACAAAAUGUCUCUGAGUCUGGUGGGAAUGUAGUUCAAUCGUCUUUUUUUUUAAAUACCAUCACCAAAAAAUACCUUAUUUGAAUUAGACCAUUAGUGUUACCAUUUAGUGCCUUGUAAUUGGAAGAAAUUUAAAAAAACACUCAUGCCUCUUGUUAUGUACGGUGUUCGCAUUGAUAUGUCUAUGGGCUCACUGACCUUCCAAACAGGUCGACCUCAAGAACUUGUCCAAAAUAAAUAAAAAUCAGAAAAAAUAUUUAAUACCUAUCUGUAGAAAUUUUAAUACAUAAUUGUGACCAAUUAAGGAUAGUAUAUUUGCUUUACAGAUUUUUAUUCUGAUCCUUCUCAAUGUUGUUUAUUAUUUCGUAUCUUUCCACUUUGAAUAAACAAAAUUGUUACAUGUUUCCAAAGUCCCAUUUGAGUUUGUUCACUGUAUAUUGUUUAUUAUUAUUUUUCCUUCAUGGUGUAACUUAAACAACAUAAUUUUAAAAUAAUAUCGUUCACGAAAACUUCUUAGUAAUGAAUAUUUUAACAUAAACGUGAAAUUUUCCCCAUUUUAAAUGAGAUUAAUUUGGCUUGGUUAUAAUUUAUUUCAAUGUACUACUAAGUAACGUGUUAAAAUAUUCAUUAUCUAACACUUUCGAUAAAAUAUAGAAUUUAAAUAUUUAAUUGUUAAAUCAAGUACAGUAAAAUGUUUAUUUAGAAUAAAGCACGUUUUUUUCCAUAUUAUAUUUUUGGGAGUUUCUGAAAGAACUCUCCUUAUCUAUAAAUACUUGGAACUAAAUGUAAUGUGAAGCAAUAAAAUAGUUGUAUGAAAAAGGCAACUAACUCCACACUUGUAAAACUAAAAUGAUUCUGGAAUAGUGCAGUGACGCCUAAUUCUUUGCAAUUUUAGAACAUCCUUUCAAAAAUAUUUUUGAAGAAAUGUUAAAUAGAAGAAUUAACUUUAAUUAUAGAUUUUACUAACAAUGACUAAUUGUUAAAAGUAAGGAUUAUGAUGUUGCAAUGUAAAUAUUUUACGACUAACAGACUAAUGUUUGUAAUUCUGUUGAAUUUUAAGACGAUUUUUUUUCACUCUGGUUUUAUACGUCGGAUCUUUUGAAAUGCCCGUGUUUUGCAAAUAUGAUUAUAAUAUCAUAAUCAAAAUUAAUUAGGAAAAAAGCACAAAAAAAUUAAAAUUUAUGAGGAUUAAAUUUUUACAUUAGAAACUUAUUAUGACGUAAUUAAUUUUUAUUUAGUCUUAUAAAUUCAGCGACGGUCAAAUAAAAGUGAAAUGGUGUUUUUGCCUUCACAAACAUUAAGCAAUAGUUUUAGUUGUUACAAGUAAGUUUAGGCUAAAAUUCUAAAGUACGAUAAUUCAAUUAGGUAUCAAAAAAAUUGUAUAUCAGUACAAAGAAUUUAAAAAUUAAAAGGUAAUACUAUCAAAAUGAUGUUUUUAUCAUAAAAAUGACGUUUUUGCUUCACAUAAAAAUAUAUUUUGAUAUGAACGGUGUUUAUUUCUAAGAUUUAGAAUUGUGUGGGUCGACAAUUUGGAUGAAUAAAAAUUGGUAUUUAGGUUUUUUACAGUUUGGACCAAAAUUUUCAUAUUACAACUCGUGUUCACAGUACUUAACGGUUCGAAAUCAAUAUUUAAGGUAGAUCACACACCUUUUGUGGGGGGUAUUUCAAUCAUAUAAUAGUACUUUUGUACGUAAUAUUCAGGAAACACUGAUUUUUUUAUUAUGUUCUUUUCAUUUAUUUCCUUUGCUAUUGUUAAGCUCUGUUGAAGCGAGCGUGUGAAAAUUUCUAGAAAAUCUUAAGUACCUAAUUUUUAGGUAGUAUUUUUAAAUAGGUUAAAAAAUUAUAAAGAGAAAAAUAAGCUUAGAUUAUAAAUUAUUGUGUGUGCAUUUUCUGUUUAUAAAUAGUAACUAAUGUGGAGAGAUUGUCUUUUGUCACGAGUUGGAACUCUAAUACAAUAGUUUAAAAAACAAAUUUUAGCCUUUUAUACAGAAUAUCAGUUUAAGAUAAACUAUUGACUAUUGUAACAGAAAGUCCACAGAUUUAUAUGCAAUUCAGAAAUAAAUAUAAUAAUUUAAGAGUAUAA